This is a messenger RNA of Ilex paraguariensis (yerba mate), 459 nucleotides long. NCBI's taxonomy places the organism in Eukaryota, Viridiplantae, Streptophyta, Magnoliopsida, Aquifoliales, Aquifoliaceae. The record is from the annotation of a GenBank genome assembly.
AUGUCAAAUGGAGAGGAGCUCGUGGAUCUUGGUGGAGAGCCCGAAGAGAAGGGGGAGGCUCUGGGAGUAGGUGUAGAGGCGCCAUGGGCACCCAUUCUGAAGCAACUUGUAGGCGAAGGAGUGGGGAGAGAAGAGGUUCCUGCUGCUAGACGUGCUGGGGAGUGCGAGGAGGAGGCAUUAGGCGCCCAGGCUAUGACGACCCCAAUUUUGGUGUAUGGGCUUGCCUCGGACAUCGCUAGUGUGCUUGUUGGGGGACGUGCUAUGGAGAGGCUAGUAGGCCAGGAGAGAAAUAAGGCACCAGGCCUCGAGAGAAGAAGGGCAGCGGCGGUGAGUGACCGGGCUGCCCUUGGUUCUCUUUUUAUGGUUUUGGUAUUGGGGAACGUGGGUCCUUCGGUUGACCCAUGUUCGGUGCCUAUAAAGGAUGUUAUUUUUUUGGUUUUGUUUGGUUAUUUUGGUUAA